Messenger RNA from Cicer arietinum (chickpea), 699 nucleotides. RefSeq lists its product as uncharacterized. Gene Ontology annotation, cellular component: cytoplasm. Lineage: Eukaryota; Viridiplantae; Streptophyta; Magnoliopsida; Fabales; Fabaceae. The record is from RefSeq and is a predicted model, not a curated record. Gene Ontology annotation, biological process: protein ubiquitination. Gene Ontology annotation, molecular function: zinc ion binding; ubiquitin protein ligase activity.
AUGGCGCUUAAUAUGACGGCACGAUGUGAUGAAAUUAGGAAUGAUGAACAACCAAGUCCCACAGAUUUGGUGAAAUUGGAUAUACAUACACGUUCUUAUUUAGUCAACUCAAAUCAAAUACACUAUGAAACUACCUUCAAUCUUAAACCCAUAGUUUUCAAGAAUGUUUUCCGAGACAAGGGACUAAGUUAUCUACAGCAAUGUUUUGAUGAGGAUCCCUUUUUAAAGAUGCCUGAUAACUUUGAAAUAGAAAUUGCAUAUAAGCUUCAAGAAUUUUAUAAUCUUUCUUAUGGUUUCGAUACUGAAGAAGAUGACGACUUUGACCGCGAUGAAGAAGAAGUUGAAGUAAAUUUACGUCGUCGUGUCUUCCCUUUGAUAUUGGAGUUAGAGAUUCACGAAGAUGAAAUUGAUGAUGAUGAUGAUGAUGAUGAUGAUGAAUUUGAAGAAGAUCUUAAAAUGGUUCCAGCUUCAAAAAAAUUCAUUGAGAAUAUGAAGACAUGUGAUUUCAAUGUUGCAAAAGAGAGAGAAAUAUUGAGGUGUGUUAUUUGUAUGAAUGAGUUUGAUAAUGUAAAUAUUAAUAAUGAGGUAACGUUAUGCACACUGCCAUGUAAUCAUGUGUUCCAUCAAAAUUGUGCUGUGCAAUGGUUACAAACUAGUCAUACUUGUCCCUUGUGUCGCUAUCCAAUGCCUACCAGAUGA